Messenger RNA from Anneissia japonica, 5121 nucleotides. Its product is annotated as RRP12-like protein. The transcript has 26 exons. Bases 112 to 4035 code for a protein of 1307 amino acids. The record is from RefSeq and is a predicted model, not a curated record. NCBI's taxonomy places the organism in Eukaryota, Metazoa, Echinodermata, Crinoidea, Comatulida, Comatulidae.
GUGUUUUGCAAUGAAUGUGGUCUGGUCUGUGUCAAAAAAAUGAAAUCGAUGUGGCUGAAACUUUAAAGUGUUUUAUGAUUAAUAGAGCAGCUCGCUUGUAAAUUAUAAAUCAUGGUUCGUGGUCCUGGAAGAAUUAAAGGAGCAUCAACAACUAAGAAAAAAGCAAAGCGAUGGAAAAAGGGCCAAAGUUGUGUGUCGAACCCAGCGAAUCAAAGUCACAGACAGGCUGCAGUGCGCACCCGGUUCUUACCAAGCAAACCGUCCAAUCGGGGCCAGAGUUUACUGACUAAGAAAAGUUUGGAAAAACACAAUGAAAAUUCACAUGGAGAUGACGUCAUUGGUGAUUGCGAUAUGGACUCGGAAGGAGGGCAUACAUUUGGCACAUUCAUGAGCGGGCUUAGUGACUGCACAAAUCCCACUUUUGACCGUGUAAAGCGAUACUGGGACUCGCAGUCUGCAAGUCAUAAGGAGGUGUGUGCAGUGCUAGCUGCUGUAACAGAAGUAAUCCGGGAAAAAGGGGGCAAGGAAACAGAAACCGAGUAUUUUGCAGCGCUUAUGACAACACUGGACACUGUUGAUGAAGAUGAUUCCAGGUCUGCUGUCCUUUAUCUCCUUAAUUUGGUCUUGAAAAGAGUUCCAGCAAAUGUGAUAAAAGUAAAGUUUUCAAUGAUUUGUAAGUGUUUCAUGGAAAUCUUAGCACAGAAUUCAAACACAACUUCAAUUGUCCGAUCUUGUCUGCAAUGCCUAGCAACGAUUUUGCGAAUUGUUGACAUUGCAACAUGGAGUGAGUCCUCUACCAUGCAAGUAUAUCAUGGAGUAUUAAGUUUUACCACUCACCAAAAACCCAAGGUACGUAAAGCAGCCCAGACUGCAAUUUGCUCGAUACUAAGAGGUAGUCAGUUCAUGGUGUCAAGUCGGGCACCCCCUCAUCACCCAGCUGCUUCUCAAACAGCCAAGUUUUGCAUCCAACAAGUUGAACAGUGUGGAGGCACUGGGGAAGCAACAACAACUCUGCAUAUCCUUGGAUUGAUGAAAGAUACAUUGCCAUGGUUUCCAAAACAGAGUAUCAAGUCCUGCUGCGAGACGUUAUUAAGAGUAAUGACACUAAGCAACCCGCUGGUUACUUCAGUUUCAAUGCAGUGUCUACACAGCCUUUUCUCUUCGAAGCCAAAGGCCUCAUCGCUCCCUGCAGACCUGAACGCUCGAAUCAUCAAUGCUCUUUACGACUACCAGCCUGGUAGCAAUGAUGCCCAGCAAAUGCAGGCCUGGCUUGCUGUCAUGGAAACCGCAUAUAUCUGUCUUGUCAGGUUGGAUGAACGUCUUUGUGUCAGUCAUCUUCCAAGAUUCACCACAGCGGCCAUAGCUUGCUUUUUGUCAGAUAAGUCUGAGGUAGCUGUUGCUUCUGCCAAGACAUUAAAGACCGUUCUAAAGGAAUGUGUAGUGCCCUCUGUUGACUGGUUGAAAAUAGAGUUUGCAAGUGGAGCAGUCUCACCAGUGCACAAGAUGUUCCAUACAAUAGAGGGCGGCCUUGCUUACAGAUACCAUGCCUCCUGGGGUCUUGUGUUACAGGUUAUUGGCACAUUUAUUGAGAUUUUAGGAAAAGAAUGUCACCACAUGAUGAGCAAGUGCCUGCAAACAAUGGCAGAUUUAAGAAGCACAAAUCAGUUUCCUUAUACCGUGGAGCUUGAUAAGACAAUGGGGUCGGCGGUGAAGCACAUGGGGCCUAAGACCGUUCUCAGUGUGGUACCACUGCACAUUAGUGGAGAUGAUGAUAAUUAUGAAUUUCCACGUAGUUGGCUGAUCCCUGUAAUGAGAGAAAAUAUUUGCAAUACUGAACUGCAAUUUUUCAACAGAUACUUCUUACCUCUUGCAGCUAAAUUGCGAACGAAGUCUCUGCAGUUGACCCAAGCGGGUCGUGGUGUUGAAGCCAAAACAUAUGACAUUCUUCAGAGUCAAAUCUGGUCUUUGCUGCCUGGUUUUUGUAAGAACCCAACCGAUUUAUGUGCAUCAUUCAAAGACAUUGCUAGAAUACUUGGAUCUGCUCUUAGUGACCGACCUGACCUGAGGAAAGAUGUGUGUAGUGCCCUCAGGCACCUUAUCGCACACAAUAUGGAAAAUGAAGACAACAAGGUGGAACUUGCGAGAUUUGUCAAGAAUUUUCUCCCAAUCCUGUUCAACAUUUACUCCAAGAGUAACCCCAAGGAAAGAGAUCCCGACCAUUUUAUUGUCUUUGAAACAAUCAAAUCAUAUUUAAUGAUAUCCGAUAGUAAAUUGACCUGUAACUUCUUUGAUAAAGUAUGCUCUAAACUGUCUGACAAAAGCUCAGAAAAGGCAGCUAUCAUGGAUUUAGCAAUUGCAAUGGUAACUUACGUAGAUGAGAACAGAUUGUCUUCAAUAUAUAAGAUAAUUACCAAACAAUUUGAGGAUGAUGAUCGAACUGUACAGAAAAAAGCCUACAGAAUAUUGGAAGAAAUAUGUGGGAGCAAGCUGGAAUCGACGCAACGCUUCAUCGACUCUCAUCUGAGCGAUUUACAAGAAGUGUUAUUAAAGAGUUUGGCAGCAGCAUCACCAUCUUCAAAGGCACCGAGGCUACGUUGCUUGGUCCAGAUUGUAAAACGCCUGCCUCCUGGUCAACAUGAGUUCCUACAGGCCAUUAUCCCCGAGGUGAUGUUAUGCACAAAAGAAAUCAAUACCAAGGCAAGGGGGUCUGCUUUUACCCUUCUCAUUGAAACCAGCAAUGCCAUGCUUCGAUGGGAACCAGAUGAUAGACCAGAGUGUCUUGGCAAGUUCUUGGAUUUGGUUGUCGCUGGGUUUGCCGGGUCACCGCAGAUGAUAAGUGCUACUAUACUGUCCCUCACAAGGAUAGUCUAUGAAUACAAAGAAAUUCUAACAGGUGAAACACUAGACCAGAUGAUAACAGCCAUGUGCACCUUGCUUUCUUCAAAAACUAGAGAGAUAGUCCGGUCCGCACUUGGUUUUGUCAAAGUGCUGUUGACAAUUCUAGAUGAGGCGACACUUGCCCAGUUUGUUGAAUCUCUGGUGGUAAGCAUAACUUCCUUGAGUGAGCCAAACAGAAGAGCUCUGAGAAAACCAAUGAAGUCAAUCUAUGUGAGACUGAUCAGAAAGUAUGGUUAUGAGAUGAUUAUUAAGUUGAUUCCUGCAGACCAGCAGAAGGUGGUACAUAAUAUCAAGAAGAUCCAAGAAAGGCGGAAGAGAAGGAGAGCACUAAAGGACACUCAAGAAGAAAGUGAUGAUGAAGAGAAUGAGGCGUUACUACCUGCAAAGUCUCGACCAGAAACAAUUGAAGAAAUACUUCAAGAGUCUGACUCAGACAGUGAUGACGAGAAGGACACAAAGAAACCGGGAGGUCGUAAAGUAAAACCAAAAGAGAAUGUAAAGAGGGGUGCUGCAUGGUUAAGAGAGGGCAAAGAUGACACACUUCUUGACUUUCUUGAUCCGUCUGUCUCCAAAAGAGUUCUUGCUACCAAGCCUGAAGAAAAAUCUGAGGUAAAGACAAAGGUAAAACACAACUUCAAAUCCAUGCCGGAUGGGAGACUGAUGAUAACGGAUGAAGUAAAUGAAGACGUAAAUGAAAAGAAGAAAGGAAAAAAGAAGAAAGAAGUUGUAGACGAACUUGGGAACUUGAUGGAUAAGGAAUUGGAUAACAGAAAGAUGCAGAAUCGCAAGAGAAAACUCGAAAAUCUGGAAGGAAUCAGCGAUGAUGAAGAAGAAAUGUCACCAUCGAAGUAUAAAGCUGGUGGAGGUGGUAUUCAUAGGCCAAUUGCAGUAGCAAAGCGAUCUGUAAAAUCAGUCAACUCACAGCCAGGAGUUGAAUACAAAGCAAAGAAAGCGGCUGGGGAUGUUAAACGGAAAGGAAAGGCAGACCCAUAUGCUUACGUACCACUGAACAAACAUCUAAUUAACAAAAGGAAAAAGGCAUCAUCUAGUGGUGUUUGGAAGAACCUAACGAAAGCGGCUAAGAAGGGUGCCCUCACAGGCAAAAAGGGAAGAGUUCAGAAAGCUAGAAAAAAAUAAUAGGAUUAUAAAUGAAAAUAAAUAUAAUGCGUUUUAUAUAUUUAUGAGGGUGCAUGCAGAAUACAGGAAGAAAGGAGGGUUUAAAUAGUUUUAUUCUGAAUGUGUUACAAUUUAUCAACAGGAACUCAAUAUAUAAGCAGAUUGCACCUUAAAUAUGUACUACUAAUUUUAACGAAUAUAAGCCAAGGGUGCUAAGAACUCACUGAAAAAAUAGAAACUGGGCUUAUUAUCAGACAAUUCCUCAACAAAUAAUUGAUAAACUUUGUUGGUGGCAUUACAAGGACCUGUGCACGACAAUCGUUUCUGUUGCGAUGGCUGAAAAAAUUAGGCUUUAAAUCCCAAAUCCAGCUUACUUCUGCUAAUUGUUAAACUGAGUAAUAUUAUGAGAAUGUAUUGUAGUGCUUUAGUACAGAGAAUCCGUAAUACUUUUACCCAUAAUUUUGCCAAAAGUAAGUCAAUUCUAGUAAAUGACCUUAGUGCCGGCACCAGCAGAGUGACAGCAGGGGCUUAAGCCCCCCCACCGGACAGCUCAAGCCUCCCCAUUGGACAGAGCUCAUCGGGCAGUCGAACUGAAAAAAGCAUAAAAAUAGGCAAACGCCAAGCCAACACAUGCCUGUCACAGUUUGUGAAUGUCAUUUCUGGACAUCCAGAGGUGCCUCUCCUUUAAAAAAUCUCAUUUGGGAUGGGGAACAUAAUCUAAAACCCUUCCCCCAACUUAAGCCUACGAGCUCCAGUCCCCCUUUUGGACAGCUCACCCCCCCCCCCCAGAAAAUAUCCCCUAGACCCACCACUGAAUGACCUAUAAUCUUGCAACUUAAGAAUAUGCAUAUAUUAAAAAGUAAAUUUUCUUGUUUAGGUCACUGAGACUGGUUUUGGCAUGGCAAGCCCCAAAUACUCUUGAAUUUGGAAAAUACCUGCGAGUGCACCCUGUAGUACGCCACUGACGUUUCUAGCUGACCAAAGUUUUAAAAUUAUUAUUUUUUUAUUUUUUAUUUUUAACUUUGACAAAUGCUGGUGUCUAGACUUUAUAAACAUAAGACUUAAAAACUGAUUAACAGCAAAUUGACAGGUCCAUGCAAAAAAUAA